CGUGCACCCCUUGCCAAAGAAGGAGACGUCAAGGCAGGAAUGCAGCUGGGGGCAUAAACAGGCCUAACAGUUCCCCUGCAGUGAUAUAAAUUUGGGUGGGAUGAGGGGCGUGUGGCCUUUUCCAUCACAGCAGAGCUGCCUUGGUGUUAUUGACGAUGGCCCCCAAGAAGGCUGCAGCCCCUCCUCCACCAGGCUGCUCCCUGGACAUUAAUGACCCUCAGGUGCAGGAUGCUGCCAUUCGCAUUCAGGCAUCCUACCGUGGACACAGGUCCCGCAAAGAGCUGAAAGAAAAGGGCCCCCCACGGGUGCUAGAGAACCUCAAAGAUGUGGUGCUGCUUGAGGGGAGUGCAGCCAAGCUUGAAUGCCGCAUCAGUGCCUUCCCUGACCCAUUCAUUCGCUGGUCCAAAGAUAAUGUGGAGCUCAAGGAUGGGCCGAAGUACCGCUACAUCUUUGAGGACCCUGAUAUUGUAGCACUGGUCGUGCGCGAUGGCACUAUUUCUGACCUGGGCAAGUACACCAUCUCUGUGAAGAACCCUUUUGGAGAGUGCUCGGAUUCAGCACGCCUCCUUGUGGAAGUACCUGCCAAGAUUGAAAAGGGUCCUGACAGCACAAAGGCCAAGAAGGGAAGUACAGUCAACCUGACGGCCCACAUCAGUGGGGAGCCAGCACCUGAUGUGGGCUGGGCCAAGGACGGGGAGGAUAUUGAAGAGGAUGAUCGUUUGUACUAUAAUAUCGGCAGUGAUUCAACAACUCUCACCAUCAAGAAGGUGACCCCAGAAGAUGCUGGAAAGUAUGAGGUCUUUGUAGAGAACAGCCAUGGCAUGGACCAGUCCUUUGCACGUGUUGAUGUGAUUUGAGCUCCUGCCUUCCCUGUAUGCCCCUCCCCACCAAAAAACUCUCUGCGCUCAUCAAAUAUAGCCCAGGGUAUCCUACUGCCUGACCCUGGAAUCUGACUGACCAUGGAAAAUGACACUGCCCAGUCCCUGGUGCUGGAGAAAGCUAAUGGGACCCUCAAUGGUGCUACAGAAGAUAAAAUACAGUACCCUGCUGUUUCUCUUACGGCUCCCUUCAGUUCUCUCACCAAUGUCAUUCUGUCUCAGGGGGCACACUCUCCCUGGCUAGAGCCCCCCAUCCUGUCCAAGGGCCAAGUCCAUUCCUCAGGCAGAUGGGGUAAUGGCUGGCUAACAGCAUUGCCACAAGUGCAUGAUGGGCAGCAGUAUGCACUAAACACCAGUACUCCUUACAGUGCGCCUCAGAGACAGUGAAUCAUCUUGGAAGUUUCCAAACUUGUCUUACCUGUUUUAUUGCUAUAUGAAUUAAAUAAAACCUAUUGAUAAUACAA
Messenger RNA from Sphaerodactylus townsendi, 1342 nucleotides. It is a transcript of the gene SPEGNB, whose product is annotated as SPEG neighbor. Bases 156 to 857 code for a protein of 233 amino acids. The record is from RefSeq and is a predicted model, not a curated record. Gene Ontology annotation, molecular function: axon guidance receptor activity; protein binding. Gene Ontology annotation, biological process: homophilic cell-cell adhesion; synapse organization. Lineage: Eukaryota; Metazoa; Chordata; Lepidosauria; Squamata; Sphaerodactylidae. Gene Ontology annotation, cellular component: plasma membrane; axon; neuronal cell body. The transcript has 5 exons.